Molecule: messenger RNA, 3148 nt
Organism: Pistacia vera
Lineage: Eukaryota; Viridiplantae; Streptophyta; Magnoliopsida; Sapindales; Anacardiaceae
Product: FT-interacting protein 7
Exons: 1
Coding region: 92-3067 (991 amino acids)
Source: RefSeq, a predicted model, not a curated record
AUUCUUAAACUCUCUCACUUUCAACUCUCAAUAAAACCAGUUUGAAAAAUCUUUGUUAAUCUUUUGUAUCUUUAACUCUCUCUUUGUAAAGAUGGCGGAAACUUCUAGUAGAAAGCUGAUCGUUGAGGUCUGCAACGCCAAGAAUUUGAUGCCAAAAGACGGUCAAGGGACUGCAAGUGCUUACGUGAUUGUGGACUUCGAUGGGCAGAGACGAAGAACGAAGACUAAGUUCAGAGAUCUGAAUCCGCUGUGGGAUGAGAGACUUGAGUUUCUUGUCCACGAUACAGAGUCUAUGGCUGCAGAAAUGUUGGAGAUAAAUCUAUAUAACGAUAAGAAGACUGGCAAAAGAAGUACGUUUCUUGGGAAAGUAAAGAUUGCUGGUUCUUCUUUUGUAAAAACUGGAUCCGAGACUCUUGUAUACUAUCCGUUGGAAAAGCGAAGCGUGUUUUCGCAGAUUAAGGGACAGAUCGGGCUUAAAGUUUUCUACAUAGAUGAAGAUCCUCCGGCGCAGGCGGCGGAUGCAUCUGUAGAAGCGGCGGCACCUCAGACGGCGGAAGAGAAACCGCCGGAGGAAAAAAAAGAAGAGAAAGCUGAGGAGAAAAAGGAAGAGAAAGCCGAGGAGAAGAAAGAAGAAGAGAAACCUAAAGAAGAGAAGCCAGCGGAGGAGACUCCUAAACCUGCGGAGGUUCCUCCGCCGGAGGCUCCACCGGUGGAGGUAGAGAAUCCGCCGUUGGCUCAUAAUGAUAAACCGAGCAACACAAAAGAUAAAACGAUAGUAGAGACGGUAGCAAAAACACAAGAUCUUCGCCUUAAUGAUCGUGAGCUUCGGUCUCUUGCUAGCGAUCGGAGCCGCAGCGCUUACGAUCUUGUUGAUCGUAUGCCGUUUUUAUACGUACGUGUCGUGAAGGCUAAGCGAGCCAGCGCUGAAUCUAACGGUCCGUCGUACGCUAAGCUCGUGAUCGGUACUCACAGUAUUAAAACCAAGAACCAGACUGAUAAAGAUUGGGACCAAGUUUUUGCUUUUGAUAAAGAAGGUUUGAAUUCCAGUUCGUUGGAGGUUUCAGUCUGGACCGAAGAGAAGAAAGAAAACGAAGAGGCUGUUGAGAAUUGUUUGGGAACGGUGGCGUUUGAUUUGCAAGAGGUGCCAAAAAGAGUCCCACCAGAUAGUUCUUUAGCUCCACAGUGGUAUAGCUUAGAAUCGGAAAAGUCACCUGGAAAUGACGUCAUGCUCGCUGUUUGGAUCGGAACGCAGGCUGAUGAAGCCUUCCAAGAGGCUUGGCAGUCGGAUUCCGGUGGGUUGAUACCGGAGACCCGAGCCAAGGUAUACUUGUCUCCCAAACUUUGGUAUUUGAGACUAACGGUUAUCCAAACCCAGGAUUUGCAGCUUGGUUCGGGAUCCGAGCCUAAGGUUAGGAGUCCUGAGCUUUAUGUCAAAGGUCAACUCGGAGCUCAAGUUUUCAAAACGGGUCGAACGUCGGUUGGGUUGUCACCAUCCAGUUCAGCAAACCCGACUUGGAAUGAGGAUUUGGUUUUUGUAGCUGCUGAACCGUUUGAGCCGUUUCUAGUGGUGACAGUGGAGGAUGUUACAAAUUGGUGUGCGGUGGGCCAUGCAAAAAUACAAAUGUCAAGCAUCGAGCGGCGGAUUGAUGAUCGGGCAGAACCAAAAUCAAGAUGGUUCAAUUUGGUUUGUGAUGAGAACAAACCAUAUGCAGGAAGAAUACACGUGAAGGUAUGUCUGGAAGGUGGCUACCACGUGCUAGAUGAAGCAGCUCACGUGACUAGUGAUGUUCGAGCUGCCGCUAAACAACUAGCCAAGUCUCCAAUCGGUUUACUUGAGGUGGGGAUUCGUGGUGCCACCAAUUUGCUUCCAGUCAAGACUAAGGACGGUACACGUGGCACUAUUGAUGCUUAUGUUGUGGCUAAAUAUGGGCCCAAGUGGGUCCGUACUCGUACGAUCCUUGACCGAUUUAAUCCACGGUGGAAUGAGCAAUACACGUGGGAUGUCUAUGAUCCAUGUACAGUACUCACGAUCGGUGUGUUUGAUAAUGGAAGGUACAAGUGUGAUGAAUCAGGGAAACCAGGUCAGGAUAUUAGAGUUGGAAAAAUACGUGUACGGCUCUCAACGCUUGAUACAAAUCGUGUGUACUUAAAUUCGUAUUCUCUCACUGUACUGUUACCUGGUGGGGCCAAGAAAAUGGGAGAGAUCGAGAUAGCCGUUAGAUUUUCUUGCUCAUCAUGGAUAAGUGUGAUACAAGCGUACACUAGUCCAAUGCUACCAAGAAUGCACUAUCUGCGUCCACUGAGUCCACCCCAACAAGACAUUCUGCGCCACACGGCUAUGCGCAUAGUGACGGCUCGGCUAGCCAGGUCCGAGCCGCCAUUGGGACAAGAAGUUGUUCAGUACAUGAUAGAUUCAGACACACACGUGUGGAGUAUGAGGAGAAGCAAAGCUAAUUGGUUCCGGGUAGUAGGCUGUUUGACACGUGCGGCAACUCUGGCACGUUGGUUAGAUGGAAUCCGUACUUGGGUGCACCCUCCCACCACAAUUUUAGUGCACGUGCUACUUAUAGCAAUUGUGUUAUGUCCACAUCUAGUGCUCCCCACUGUAUUCAUGUACGCCUUUUUAAUCUUAGCGUUGCGAUUCCGUUUUCGCCAACGGGGCCCACUCAACAUGGACCCAAGGCUCUCUUACGUAGACGUGGUUGGCCCUGAUGAACUUGAUGAGGAAUUUGAUGGAUUCCCCACCGCACGAUCACCAGAUGUGGUCCGUAUCCGAUACGACCGGUUACGGGCCUUAGCGGGUCGAGCACAGACACUGUUAGGUGACGUGGCAGCACAGGGAGAACGUUUGGAGGCGUUGUUUAACUGGAGGGAUCCAAGAGCCACAGGGAUAUUUGUGGUAUUUUGCUUAAUCGCGUCAUUGGUUUUUUAUGUGGUGCCGUUUAAGGUGUUUGUUUUAGGAUGUGAGUUCUAUUACCUGCGCCACCCAAGGUUCCGAGACGACAUGCCGUCUGUUCCGAUGAAUUUUGUCCGGCGACUACCGUCGCUUUCCGAUCAAAUCCUGUAGAUUCACGGUUGCUUUGUGAACUGUUUUGGUGGAUGUUUCUGUUUGUCGUUUAAUAUAAUUAAUUAUUGUUUUAUUAUUUAA